This is a messenger RNA of Lolium rigidum, 354 nucleotides long. Its product is annotated as classical arabinogalactan protein 1-like. Lineage: Eukaryota; Viridiplantae; Streptophyta; Magnoliopsida; Poales; Poaceae. The record is from RefSeq and is a predicted model, not a curated record. The transcript has a single exon. Bases 1 to 354 code for a protein of 117 amino acids.
AUGGCUCGCUUCGCCGUGGUCGCCGCCAUCGUCGCGCUCCUCGCCAUAACAGCCGCCGCGCAGAGCCCCAUGCCGGCGCCCAAGAUGGCCCCGCUGCCAACACCGCCGGCGAGAUCCCCGGUCGCCACGCCUCCAACCGCUGCGGCGCCGACUCCGAUGGCCGCCUCUCCGCCGUCCCCGCCAACGGCCGGCUCGGCCACCACCGACGCUCCUUCCGCAAUGACGCCCUCCGCGGUCUCCGUCGCACCGGCCGGAGCACCCGCCGCAGGCGCUCCCGCGAGCUCUGCUGUGUACGCCUCCUCCGUCAGCUUCUUCGCCGUCGCUGGCGCAGUCGCUGCCGCCGUCAUGUUCUAG